GCAGGAGAAGCGAGCGGGACCGGAAGGGUCAAAGGCCCCGGCGCCCCUCACACCCACUGCGGCGGCGGCGGCUGGGCGGAGCGGAGCGGAGCUGGGUGGGGCGGCUAGCGGAGUUCGGGCGGCGGAGCCGGGAGCGAGCAGCACGCAGCGCCGCCAGUCCUCCCGCCCGCCCUGUCCCCGUGCGCGACGGCGGGGAGGCGAGCCAAGCUGAGCAAUUCACCGUGUCUGGACACAGUCAGUGUGAGCUCUGUGCCUCUGCUCUCCAACUCUGACAAAAUAAUCUAAGGCGGAUGUCGCCUCCUCCAUGAAGCCUUCCUUGUCUUCUGCACCCCUGCCAGAGGGAAUUUGACAACUUACCAGCCCUUGGGAACAUUACAUGACACUGCAUCAUGAGUGACAGUGAAUGUGAUAGUCAGUUUUACAGUGUCCAAGUGGCAGACUCAACCUUCACCGUCCUGAAACGCUACCAGCAGCUGAAACCAAUUGGCUCUGGGGCCCAGGGGAUCGUUUGUGCUGCAUUUGAUACGGUUAUUGGAAUAAAUGUUGCAGUCAAGAAACUAAGCCGCCCUUUUCAGAAUCAAACUCAUGCAAAGAGAGCUUAUCGUGAACUCGUCCUCUUAAAAUGUGUCAAUCAUAAAAAUAUAAUAAGUUUGUUAAAUGUAUUUACACCACAGAAAACUCUAGAAGAAUUUCAAGAUGUGUAUUUGGUUAUGGAAUUAAUGGAUGCUAACUUGUGUCAGGUUAUUCAUAUGGAGCUGGACCAUGAAAGAAUGUCCUACCUUCUGUACCAGAUGCUUUGUGGUAUUAAACAUCUGCAUUCAGCUGGUAUAAUUCAUAGGGAUUUGAAGCCUAGCAACAUCGUAGUGAAAUCAGACUGCACCCUUAAGAUCCUUGACUUUGGCCUGGCCCGGACAGCAUGCACCAACUUCAUGAUGACUCCCUACGUGGUGACGCGGUACUAUCGGGCCCCUGAAGUCAUCCUGGGGAUGGGCUACAAAGAGAACGUGGACAUCUGGUCUGUCGGUUGCAUCAUGGCAGAAAUGGUCCUCCAUAAAGUCCUGUUCCCAGGAAGAGACUACAUUGAUCAGUGGAACAAAGUCAUUGAGCAGCUAGGAACACCGUCGGCAGAGUUCAUGAAGAGACUUCAGCCAACUGUGAGGAAUUAUGUAGAAAAUAGACCAAAGUAUCCUGGAAUCAAAUUUGAAGAGCUCUUUCCAGAUUGGAUAUUCCCAUCAGAAUCUGAACGAGACAAAAUAAAAACGAGUCAAGCCAGAGAUCUGUUAUCAAAAAUGCUAGUGAUUGAUCCCGACAAGCGUAUCUCUGUAGACGAGGCCUUGCGUCACCCCUACAUUACUGUCUGGUAUGACCCCACUGAAGCAGAAGCACCACCACCUCAAAUUUAUGAUGCCCAGUUGGAAGAAAGAGAACAUGCAAUUGAAGAAUGGAAAGAGCUAAUUUACAAAGAAGUAAUGGAUUGGGAAGAAAGAAGCAAGAAUGGCGUUGUGAAAGAUCAGCCUUCAGCACAGAUGCAGCAGUAAGUAGCAACGCCACUCCUUCUCAGUCAUCAUCUAUCAAUGACAUUUCAUCCAUGUCCACCGAGCAGACACUGGCCUCAGAUACAGACAGCAGUCUGGAUGCCUCCACAGGACCCCUUGAAGGCUGUCGAUGAUAAGUUAGAAAUAGCAAACUUGUCAUCAUUGAAGGAAUUCUUGCUUCCAUGGGCCUGAGAUGCUUGGGAGUUGAUGGAACCAAAUAGAAAACUCCAUGUUCUGCAUGUAAGAAACACAAUGCCUUGCCCUACUCAGAUCUAAUAGGAUUGCCUGCUUAGACUAUGAAGUGACGCAGAUUAUGUCUGAAGGAAAAAGUACAUAGCCACACUUUUAGAGAUUUUGUUCAAGAUCAUUUCAGGUGAGCAGUUAUAAUAGGUGACUUUUUUUUAAGUUGUGUGGUAAUAGUAGUGACAAUUUCACAUCAUUUGUAACUUUUGUGACUUAUGUGCAUGUGACCAUAAAUGCUUGCUUGGGCUUGCCCACCUACUACUUAGGAAAUUAGUAUAUAAAUGCCAAGUAAUCUUCCAGGUAAUGCUGCUUCUAGAAUUAUCUCUUAAUCUUCUUAAGUAAUUUGGUGUCUGCCAGAAAAAAAAUAGAUAUUAGUUGACCAUUAUCAUGUUAUCACAUCUUAUCCUCUUUUAUGGUAUGAUUUAUUCUAUUUCAGAAGGAAUAUGAGUAAAUCUAUUUAAUAAAAAAUAUAGCUUUUCUUAAAUUUGUGAUGUUGGGGCUGAGAAUUGUCAUUGCUACAACCAAGACACUUAUAUGGACGCUGUUUUCUUUAACCUGUCUAGACAAGGAUGAUUGCACAUUCAGCUUCACUGCAUGAUGGAAUUUUAAGUUUUGUUUUAUGCUGCUGAAGACAUACAUACCUUUGAAAUCCUAUCUACCUUAUCUCUUUUUUCCUUGGUCUUCUGGAGUUAUUAUUAAUUUUAAAUGCUACCUAGAACUUCACCUUGUUUACUAAACACACAACACUCUUUCCCAAUAAUACGAUGGCAGAUGAAUUGCUGAAUUCAUUGCCUAAUGUUAGAGUAGAAUUUUACAAAAUGCUCACUAGAGGUUGUCGCGGCCAUUCACUAAGAGCUCCCUUCCUUCGCCAGAGUCCGGCCUGCGUUCUGUCCUUACCUUCCCUCAUUAAAGGUGGGUAUGUGAUUCCACAAGGCAGCAUUUCCCUUUGACAACACACAUUCUCACUCAGUUUUCUUUCUUCACUGAAAGAAACCAGGUAAAUUCCUCUUUCAUCUGUUUUGGGAGGCCCGAGGGGUUCAGAAUGCCUGUUUGCUGUUGUUGGUUCUCAUUGCAUGGGGGCCUUUCCUUUUUUAAGGGAAAUCCGUGAAUGCUCUGGGAAAACUCUGCAGAGGGAUAUGCAGGAAAUACUCUGGAGAGUAGAGAUUAACUAUUGAAUAUUUUCUGAUUUAAAAACUGCUCACCUGAAAUUGAUACUUUCAGACUUUAUGAUAUGUAAAUUGUUCAAAAUUCAUUAAGAUUCUGAGUAUUUAAGUGUCACGGCAGAGAUGGAGUUACGAUGAUCACAUUUGCCCACUUGUGCUCAUAAUGUUUUUCCCUUGAGCUUAUGUUGUUACCAGUUCAUGUCUUGUGUUCAAUUAUUUUGGAAGCUAUUUGAUCAACUUUCUAUAGAGUAUGUUCUGAGGAGGAACUUUGAUAAGAAAAUUUAUUAUAAAUAUUAUCUAAAAUAUAUGGUUCUCUCUGUACUAGUUACAUAUUAUUGGUUGGUCAUAUCACUGGAAACUGGAACCCUUGAUGAACAACAUUAAUAUUGAAAUAAGAAAUAGUUAUAUAUUUGUGUCAUUUAGACACUUUCAAGUACAAAAUGGUAAUAAUGAGCAUUGAAGCACCUAUUAUAUGGCUUGAGAUUAUUUUAGCCUUGGAAGCCCGAUAGUAAAGAAAGUUAUCACUAUACAUAUAAAAACAUCUUAAAAUGGACUUCUC
Microcebus murinus (gray mouse lemur) is the source of this 3500-nucleotide messenger RNA. The record is from RefSeq and is a predicted model, not a curated record. Lineage: Eukaryota; Metazoa; Chordata; Mammalia; Primates; Cheirogaleidae.